This is a messenger RNA of Scatophagus argus, 2066 nucleotides long. It is a transcript of the gene csrnp3, whose product is annotated as cysteine-serine-rich nuclear protein 3. Gene Ontology annotation, molecular function: DNA-binding transcription factor activity, RNA polymerase II-specific; sequence-specific DNA binding. NCBI's taxonomy places the organism in Eukaryota, Metazoa, Chordata, Actinopteri, Scatophagidae. Gene Ontology annotation, cellular component: nucleus. The record is from RefSeq and is a predicted model, not a curated record. Gene Ontology annotation, biological process: regulation of transcription by RNA polymerase II.
GUUUGUCUUCACUGGUCUCACACAGCCGUGGAGGAUUUCCGCAGAGGGAAAGCGUGACAUGGUUCAGAGAGAGGAUUGAGAGAAAUCCAUUGAGAAGGGGCGUCAUUGACGGGCUGGGUGAUAGUAACGAAAUGAAUGAACAGAUGCUAGUCGCUGCAGUAUAAUAUACAUUUUUGCUAAAGGUGCAGAUGCGGCGGGCCAUGAGCGGAAUACUGAAGAGGAAAUUUGAGGAGGUGGAAGCCUCCUCCUCCCCGUGCUCUUCCUUGCGGGAGUCUGAUGAUGAGGUCUCCUGCAGUGAGAGUGGGGAUAGCAGUGACAGUGUCAACCCCUCCGCCUCAGGCCCUUUCACCCCUGGCUCAAUAUUGAAGAGAGAGAAACGUCUGCGGACGCGGAGGGUGCAUUUUGACAAUGUGACGGUGUACUACUUCAGCCGACGGCAGGGCUUCACCAGUGUGCCCAGCCAGGGAGGCAGCACGCUGGGCAUGUCCAACAGGCACAGCUGGAUCAGGCAGUAUUCCCUGGGUGAAUUUGCCCUGGAGCAGGAGAGGAUCCACAGAGACAUGCUUAGAGAUCACCUUAAAGAAGAGAAACUUAACUCCAUCAAACUCAAGCUGACUAAGAAUGGCACAGUAGAGUCUGAAGAGGCUAACACGCUCACGGCAGAGGACAUCUCUGACGAUGACAUCGAUCUUGACAACACAGAGGUAGACGAGUACUUCUUCCUGCAGCCUCUUACCACUAAAAAGCGUCGGGCACUGCUGCGCUCCUCCGGGGUAAAGAAGAUUGACGUGGAAGAGAAACAUGAACUGCGAGCUAUCCGGAUGUCCAGAGAGGACUGCGGCUGUGAUUGCAGAGUGUUCUGCGACCCAGAGACCUGUGCCUGCAGCAUUGCAGGGAUCAAGUGCCAGGUGGACCGUAUGUCAUUUCCGUGUGGCUGCACAAAAGAGGGCUGCAGCAACUCAAGUGGAAGAGUGGAGUUUAAUCCCAUCCGUGUUCGGACCCAUUUCUUGCACACCAUCAUGAAGCUUGAGCUGGAGAAGAGUCGUGAGCAGCAGCAGGUGUCCCCAACCAACGGUUACCGUGGUGAAACUAAUAACCUGGGAAGCGGAAAUCCUCUUGUUCAGUCCCAGCACAGGUUGGAGUACUCUCUGACUGACGCUGUUCCACAGACGGCCAGCAUGCACCUGCAGGCUGCCGACGAGAUGGAGGAGCCACUCGAUGAGGAAGAUGAGGAAGAAGACGAAGAAGAUGAAGAAGAGGAGGAGGAGGAAGAGGAGAAUGAAGAUGAGGAGGAGGAUGAGGGGGAUAGUAGCAGCGUUUGCAGUGGACUGUCUGACUCCAGCACCCAGAGCUUAGCUAACAGCGACUCGGAGGAUGAGGAGGAGGAGGAGGAGGAGGAGGAUGAAGAGGAUGAAGAGAAGUCUGAGAACUUUCAGGAAGACAUGGAAACUCCAUCAGUGUCUCACACUGAGGUGGUCCCCUUGUCCUCUGUGCUGUGUUACAGCGAUGGCUCUGUGGCGCAUGAUAACCACAUGAACGGAAACACUUAUUUAAUGAACUCUUCUUCAGUUGAGUACUAUCAGCUGGGGAGCUCUAGUGCCAUCUCUAAUGGCCAAACCAGCCAACCCAGUAAACCUUACGGGGAGGCUUUAGUAUUCCAAGAUCCGGCCAGCACGACCAACGGUAGCGUGGCUCAAGGACCUUUCAAUGUGUCUGCCGAACAGUACACAGACUACUCGAAUCCGCCCGAGGAACAGUACGCAGCUAAUCACCAUUUCACUCUGACCAAUGGUGCUCCCGCCACCCCUUUGUCCUGCUACACACCUGAUCAGGAGAAGAAGCUGUUGUCCAAAGCAGUUGUGGAGCAGCCUGAAAACCAGAACCAGACACAGUCAAACUUCCUGAACAAUAACAAUCAGGGUUCCUACAGCGGCCACACCUCAUGUAUGACUGAACAGCCACAGCAAGAGUCCAGCGUUAAUGGACAUUCUGACCUGACCUUACUAGCAAGCAACACUAAGAACCACUCCUUUAUCAGACCAUUGCCCGAGGUCACAGCCAUUUAG